AUGUCUACAGCUGAGACUGAGGAUACAUCAAUGAUGACUACUAUUUUUGCGACCGAGGAGACAUUGUCUACAGCUGAGACUGAAGAUACAUCAAUAAAGACUACUAUUUUUAUGACCGAGGAUACAUUGUCUACAGCUGAAACUGAGGACACAUCAAUGAAGACUACUAUUUUUGUGACCGAGGAAACAUUGUCUACAGUUGAGACUGAAGAUACAUCAAUGAAGACUACUAUUUUUGUGACAGAAGAUACAUCAGUAGCGUCACGUUCCGUUGAAACUGAGGAGCCUAUAGUGACGACAAGCACUUCUACAAUUGAGCAAACUUCGAUUACUACUUCUGAAAAUAUAGAGGAACUUUCACGACAGGUAUAA
Strongylus vulgaris is the source of this 372-nucleotide messenger RNA. The record is from the annotation of a GenBank genome assembly. Lineage: Eukaryota; Metazoa; Nematoda; Chromadorea; Rhabditida; Strongylidae.